This is a messenger RNA of Pelobates fuscus (common spadefoot toad), 1590 nucleotides long. RefSeq names its product vomeronasal type-2 receptor 26-like. The record is from RefSeq and is a predicted model, not a curated record. The transcript has 4 exons. Lineage: Eukaryota; Metazoa; Chordata; Amphibia; Anura; Pelobatidae. Gene Ontology annotation, molecular function: G protein-coupled receptor activity. Gene Ontology annotation, biological process: G protein-coupled receptor signaling pathway. The coding region runs from base 5 to 1552 and encodes 515 amino acids. Gene Ontology annotation, cellular component: plasma membrane.
CAAAAUGAAAACGAUUGUUUAUUGGUCAAUGUGGCAUGUUGUCCUGUCCUACCUCUUGCCAGCUUCCCUUUAUGACCACCUGGGGUGCAGACUGCAUGGAUCUGAAUUACAUGGACAUGUGGAGGAUGGAGAUAUGUUAAUUGGUGCAAUGCUACCCUUUCAUAGUGAUAAUUAUUUGGACAGAAGCAAAAUCCUAUUUACAGAGCCUCGUCAAAAUAAACCUUGUACAUUUUUUAGGUAUCAACGAUUUCUGCAUUUUUGUGGAAUGAGACUUGCUUUAGAAGAAAUCAAUAGGAGUCCCACUUUGCUCCCAAAUCUAACAUUGGGUUUUCAAGUCUAUGACUCAUGUGCAGGGAUUCUUCAAGAACUGGAUGGUACCCUGAAGAUGCUAACAGGUCAAAGUCAGGGAGUCCCAAAUUUCUCUUGCAAAAAAUUGCCCCAAGUGUCUUCAGUCAUUGGGCAUUCAACCUCUACCUUCUCUAUUCUCAAUGCCUUUGUACUGGGAUUAAAUAGAUUCCCACAGGUUCCUAUCUCUCUAUGUACCCAGAGUUGUGUUGCUGGUUUUAGAAAGGUGUUACGAAAGGAUUUGCCUGCUUGUUGUUUUGAGUGUGUUCUGUGUCCCCUGGGUGAAAUUUCCAACAUUACAGACUCACUUAACUGCUUCAGUUGUCCAUGGGAUGAGUGGCCCAACUCCCAGAAAGACAGAUGCUUUCCAAAGAACAAAGAGUUCCUCUCCUUUGAAGAGCCUUUGGGUGUCACGUUAGCUUCUACAAGUAGUUUCUCUUCCUUGCUGCCAAUUUCCAUCUUUGGACUUUUCAUGUGUUAUAAGAACACCCCAAUUGUCAGAGCAAACAACUUCUCUCUAAGCUGUCUUCUCCUAAUGUCGAUGUCCCUCUGCUUCCUCAGCUCCUUAGCUUUUAUAGGUUACCCUCAGCCUGAGAAAUGUCUAUUACGACAAGUUGCAUUUGGCACAGUCUUCACACUUUGUGUAUCUUGUAUUUUAGCCAAAACAAUCAUGGUGGUUUUUGCAUUCAUGGCCACAAAACCUGGUAGCGGUUUAAGGAAAUGGGCCAGACCUCGGGUUUCCUAUAUGAUUAUUGCCUUCUCUUGUAUCUUACAAUUGACUCUGUGCAUGUCUUGGAUCUCAUUUGCUCCUCCUUUCCCAACAGACAACAUCCACACCAAACCAGGAAUUAUCAUUGUUGAAUGUAAUGAGGGUUCACCCACAGCCUUCUGGUGCAUGUUGGGAUACCUUUCCCUCUUGGCCACCAUCAGUUUCAUUGUUGCCUUCUUGGCAAGGAGACUUCCUGACAGCUUCAAUGAAGCCAAGUUCAUCACCUUCAGCAUGCUGGCCUUUCUUAGUGUCUGGGUGUCCUAUAUACCGGCCUCUCUUAGUUCCACUGGGAAGUACUCGGUGGCCAUGGAGGUCUUUGCCAUCCUAUCUUCAAGCUGGGCCCUAAUGACUUGCAUGUUUGCUCCAAAAUGUUUUAUUAUAUUAUUGAGACCUGAGAUGAAUACAAAGGAACAUCUCAUGGGGAAGGUUAAAACAUGAAACAAAAAUACUAAAACAUUUCAUUUGGUAACAUUUUG